Molecule: messenger RNA, 5490 nt
Organism: Salvelinus fontinalis (brook trout)
Lineage: Eukaryota; Metazoa; Chordata; Actinopteri; Salmoniformes; Salmonidae
Product: 6-phosphofructo-2-kinase/fructose-2,6-bisphosphatase-like
Exons: 11
Coding region: 166-1479 (437 amino acids)
Biological process (GO): fructose 2,6-bisphosphate metabolic process; fructose metabolic process
Cellular component (GO): cytosol; 6-phosphofructo-2-kinase/fructose-2,6-biphosphatase complex
Molecular function (GO): fructose-2,6-bisphosphate 2-phosphatase activity; ATP binding; 6-phosphofructo-2-kinase activity
Source: RefSeq, a predicted model, not a curated record
CACACACAGAGAGUUAGGCCGCUCCCAUCAUGAGGUGACCCACACAGACAGUUUCUCAAACUGUGUCACACACCUUGUCUCUCUCCAGGCUACUCUCUCUCUCUUUCUCCAUCUUGCUCUCCUCCGUCUCUCUCUCGCUUACAUACGGACACUGUUUUGUAAAUCAUGUCUCAGAGGCAGACCAAGCUAACUCAGAACCCUUUGGAGAAGAUUUGGAUUCCCUCCAUGAGUAGCAAGCUGUACCGACGUCGAGGGUCGUCCGUUCCCCAGUUCACUAACUCUCCUACCAUGAUUGUGAUGGUGGGGCUGCCUGCUAGAGGGAAGACCUACAUCUCCAAGAAGUUAACCAGAUACCUCAACUGGAUAGGAGUUCCCACUAAAGUUUUUAAUGUAGGUCAGUACCGGCGGGAUGCGACCCAGUCCUAUAAGAGCUAUGAGUUCUUUAGACCUGACAACCAAGAGGCCAUGAAGAUACGCAAGGCCUGUGCCAUUGCGGCUCUGAAGGAUGUGUGUGCCUACUUCAUGCAGGAACAAGGACAGGUGGCAGUGUUUGAUGCCACCAACACAACUAUAGAACGUAGAGAAGUCAUUCUCAGCUUCGCCAAGGAGAACGGAUACAAGAUCUUCUUCAUAGAGUCGCUGUGUGACGACCCAGAGAUCAUUGCUGAGAAUAUCAAACAAGUGAAGCUGAGCAGUCCAGACUACGCGGGUUGUGAUAAAGAGGAGGCGGUCGCUGACUUCCUCAAGAGGAUUGAGUGUUACAAAGUUACAUACAUAUCCCUGAACGACGAGAAGGACAGGAGUCUGUCAUAUAUAAAGAUCUUCAACGUUGGCAGCAGGUAUCUGGUGAACCGUGUGCAGGACCACAUCCAGAGUCGUAUUGUUUAUUACCUGAUGAACAUACAUGUAGCGCCGCGGUUCAUCUACCUGACCCGCCACGGAGAGAGUGAACUCAACCUUGUGGGACGCAUUGGAGGAGACUCUGGCCUGUCCCUACGCGGUAACAAGUUUGCCAGUGCUCUAGGAGGGUACAUACGUAGCCAGUGUAUCAGAGAUUUGAAGGUGUGGACCAGCCACAUGAAGAGAACCAUCCAGACAGCUGAGGGUCUGGGAGUCCCCUACGAACAGUGGAAGGCCCUCAACGAGAUAGACGCAGGUGUGUGUGAGGAGAUGACCUAUGAGGAGAUCCAAGACCACUACCCAGAAGAGUUUGCACUGAGAGACCAAAACAAGUACCGUUACCGCUACCCCAAGGGAGAGUGUCAAGAAGUCGAGGGACUGGAGGGAAGCAUAGGCUGGGAUGAACUCUGCCUUGUUGGCCGCAGAUCGGCAGUUCCAGAGGCUGCCGGAGACCUGGAACUCCACGUGGAUCGUGCGCGCUGGGACCACCAGGUUAGAGUUGCAGCGGCCACGUGGUGUGAAGUGUUUGUAUGGUCUGUGCAGAGAGGAGAGAACAGGGAUAGACAGACACAUAGUUGACAGGCUACAGAAGAGGCUACGCUAAUGCAAAGGAGAUUGGAAUGACAAGUGGACUACACAUCUCGAAUGUUCAGAAAGUUAAGCUUACGUUGCAAAAAUCUUAUUGACUAAAAUGAUUAAAAUGAUACAAUACUGCUGGCUGGUGAAGUAGGCUAGCUAGCAGUGGCUGCGUUGUUGACUUUGUUUGAAAGUGUUGCUGGCUAGGUAGCCUCGAUAACUGGCUAGGUAACCUCGAUAACCUCGAUAAUUACUCUAAACUACACAAUUAUCUUAGAUACAAAGACAGCAAAGACAACUAUGUAGCUAGCUAACACUACACUAAUCAAAUCGUUCCGUUGUAAUGUUUCGGUAGAAGUUGGAUAGCUGGCUAGCUAGCAGUGUUGACAACGUUAGGACGACGAAAAUAGCUGGCUAGCUGACUUUGUUUGAAAGUGGAGCUGGCUAGGUAACCUCGAUAACUGGUUAGAUAAUUACUCUAAACUACACAAUUAUCUUAGAUACAAAGACAGCAAAGACAACUAUGUAGCUAGCUAACACUACACUAAUCAAAUCGUUCCGUUGUAAUGUUUCGGUAGAAGUUGGCUAGCUGGCUAGCUAGCAGUGUUGACAACGUUAGAAGGACGAAAAUAGCUGGCUAGCUAACCUCGAUAAUUACUCUAAACUACACAAUUAUCUUUGAUACAAAGACGGCUAUGUAGCUAGCUAAGAAAAAAGUGCUAAAAUCAAACAAAUCAAACAGUUGUACCGUAAUGAAAUGAAAUGAAAUGAAAUGUAAUACUACCUGUGGAGCAAAGCGAAAUGCGACUACUCGCUCCAACCCGUCCUCUCUUUUAAAAGUGUUUUACAGCGAAAACAGCAGGUAUAUUUAUGUUAGCUCACCACCAAAUACAAAAAAGGACAGACAUUUUUCACAGCACAGGUAGAUGCACAAAGCCAACCUAACUAACCAAGAACCAACCAAACUAACGAACAAACAACUUCAUCAGAUGACAGUCUUAUAACAUGUUAUUCAAUAAAUCUAUGUUUUGUUUGAAAAAUGUGCAUUUUCAGGUAUAAAUCAUAAUUUACAUUGCAGCUACAAUCAGAAAUUGCACCGAAAGCAGCCAGAAUAAUUACAGUCACCAACGUCAAAUACCUAAUUACUCAUCAGAAAACAUUUCUGAAAAAUACAUAGUGUACAGCAAAUGAAAGACAGGCAUCUUGUGAUUCCAGCCAAUAUUUCCGAUUUAUUAAGUGUUUUACAGCGAAAACACAAUAUAGUGUUAUAUUAGCUUACCACAAUAGCCAGAAACACAAGCCAUUUCCCAGCAGCAAAAGUUAGCGAUCGUAACAAACCAGUAAAAGAUAUAUAAUUUUUGACUAACCUUGACAUUCUUCAUCAGAUGACAGUCCUAUAACAUCAGGUUAUACAUACACUUAUGUUUUGUUCGAAAAUGUGCAUAUUUAGAGCUGAAAUCAAUGGUUAUACAUUGUGCUAACGUAGCUACUUUUUCCCACAACGUCCGGAUUUUUUUCUGACACUUUUUCUGACACUCAUAUUCUGACCAAAUAGCUAUUCAUAAACAGAACUAAAAAAUACAUGUUGUAUAGGAAAUGAUAGAUACACUAGUUCUUAAUGCAAUCGCCGUGUUAGAAUUCUAAAAAUAACUUCAUUACCACAUAAGGCUUACGUUAUGGCGACCGAGUGCCCAAAACCUGGGCCCAAAACUAAUAGUACACAGUUCGACAGAUAUAUGAAAUAACAUCAUAAAAUGGGUCCUACUUUUGCUGAUCUUCCAUCAGAAAUUUGUACAAGGUGUCCUUUGUCAAGAACAAUCAUUGUUUGGAUUUAGAACGUCCUUUUUCCCUCUUGAAUUAGCAAGCGCACUAGCCAAGUGGCGUGAAGCUCUCCUUUCUGAACAAAGGCACACAACGCAACACGCCUAACGUCCCGAAUAAAUUUCAAAAAUCUAAUAAAACUAUAUUGAAAAAACAUACUUUACGAUGAUAUUGUCACAUGUAUCAAAUAAAAUCAAAGCCGGAGAUAGUUGUCGCCUAUAACGACAGCUUUUCAAAAGGCAAUUCCAGGUCCAUCCUCGCGCCUUCCUGAAAACAGGAAAUGGCUGACACGUCAUUCCAAGAGGAUUCAUUCCACUUCAGACCAAGAUAAACACUCCAUUUCUUCUCUCACAGCCUCUUGACAUCCAGGGGAAGGUGUAUGACGUGCAUGUAUACUAAUACAUAUCAUUCCCAUUUAUAGGCAGGACCUAGAAGAGAGCAUCGAUUUCAGAUUUUCCACUUCCUGGUCAGGGAGUUUGUGCCAAAUGAGUUCUGUUUUACUCAAAGAUAUAAUUCAAACGGUUUUAGAAACUAGAGUGUUUUCUAUCCAAUAGUAAUAAUAAUAUGCAUAUUGUACGAGCAAGAAUUGAGUACGAGGCCGUUUGAAAUGGGCACCUUUUAUCUGGCUACUCAAUACUGCCCCUGCAGCCCAAACAGGUCAAGUGUAUCUUCAAUCAUCCACCGGAGGGCAGAGAGGGGGGUGAGAGCCUAUUCCAACUAUGGCAGGAUGACCAGACCGCUGCCGAGUACGUGCUCCCCUUCCGCACUGUAGCAGCAUUCAGCGGAUGGAAUGAGUCAGUGCUCCAUACGUUAUUCAGAAGAGCACUGUGCGAGAAAGUCCAGACGGAACUGGCAUGUCGUGACGACAACCUCUCCUUGGACGCACACAUUGCGAUGGCCAUCCGUCUGGAUAACCUACUUCGGGAGCAUUGGUACCCUCAUCGCUUCUCUCCCUCCCUCAGUAACCACACUGUAUCAGAGCCUGAACCCAUAGAGAUAUAGGUCACACGCCUCCCGCGCUACUGAACGACAUAGACGGAAACAGCUGGUGCUCUGUCCCUAUUGUGGUCAAGGAUGGCACCAGCUUCAGCAGUGUCCGGUAUGUCCCAUCUCUGGUUUCACGAGAGCAGAGGGACUGUCACGUGAUCAUCCACUUCCUAGGGCAGGUGUCAGUAUCCCAUCAAAAUAAUUUUCUGCCAAACCCUUUUUAGUGUUGAUCACACUAGCUGGCUGUACCUCAUGUACUGUUUCUACAGCGCUACUGGAUUCUGGUGCUGAGGGGAACUUGACCAGACCCUUUCCUCCUCUUUGAACAUCACCUCAUACACGCUCUCCUCACCGUUUUUGAUUCAAGCCCUGGAUAAUUGAACACUAGGAUCUGGAACCAUUACACACAUCACCACACCACUUACCCUCUCCGUGGAGUCCACUCAUCAGUAAAACAUUCCUUGCUUCAUAAUUAGUACUCCAGCUGACAAGAUUAUCCUCGGCCCCCGAUGGUUCCAGCGCCAUAACCCCACCAUCUCAUGGUCGAGGAUGAAAAUCAUGGACUGGGCACCCGAUUGAUGAAGGACCUGCCUUCCCUCUCGAGUCGUAGCCCAUGUGGUCUGGGACGUAGAUGCGGACAUUCGCAAGGCUCUGGAGAGGGAGCCCGCACCCACUACCUGGCCUUCUGAGCGCAUCUAUGUUCCCACGGGGAUAAGGGAUUAGAUGUUGAUCUGGGCGCACACAUACCUCACCACUGGACACUCAGGUAUCACUCGCACUAUUCACUCCAUCUCUGAGAAAUACUCAUGCCGAUACCAAGACGGCCCUCAAAGAACUUCACUGGACUUUAACCUGUUGAGGAUGGGGGCGCUGUUGAGACUAUUUAUGCUAAUUGGGUAAUUUUUGAAACGGCUUCCCACAAAAUCCUUGAUCGUACAAUAUGCAUAUUAUUAUUAUUAUUGGAUAGGAAACAGUCUAUAGUUUCUAUAGGAGUUGAAAUUUUGUCUCUAAGUGGAACAGAGCCCAUUCUACAGCAAUUUCCCUGACAUGGAUUCAGAUUUCAGAAAUGUUGGCCACUGUUCUGAAGUCAGUUAAAAGGGCACUGUUAUUGCUAUGACUGUACGGACACUUCUUACGUCUUCCCCUGGAUGCCUUUACGUGAUGACGAUUCCAAUGGGGUCGAUUGCGCGUUCACAGGCCCUAUAA